UAUCCUAUAACUACAAAAUGAGGCCUCUCUUCUCUUCCUAUUCCCUCCCUCUUUUACUCUUGUUUAUCUCCACCUUCCAUACCAUAAACGCCAACAACCUCAUCCAUGAGACUUGCAAGAAAUGCUCGCAGAAAGAUCCAAACCUAAGCUACAACUUCUGUGUAAACUCUCUCCAAGCAGCCCCAAAAAGCCAGAGUGUUGAUGAUCUUCGUGAACUUGGUAAGAUAUCCAUCAAGUUAAUCAAACAGAACGUUACAAACACAAGGAGCCACAUCAAGAAGCUCCUGGGGAACAAAAACUCAGACUCUUUCAUUGAGUCCUGCUUGAGUGACUGCUUUGAUCUUUAUUCCGAUGCUGUACCCACUCUUAGUCAAGCCCUGAAAGACUACAAGGCUAAGCGCUAUGACGAUGCUAACAUUGAAGUAAGUUCAGUCUUAGAUGCCUCUACAACAUGUGAAGAUGGAUUCGAGGAAAAGAAAGGUGUGGUUUCGCCAUUGACAAAGAGAAACAACGACACGUUUCAGUUGUCUGCUAUAGCGCUUUCCAUAGUUAAUAUGUUAAAUUGAUUCAAGCACGUUGGUGCUUGUCUUUAUUCAAUGUUUUGUACCAGUUUGGUUUCUUAUUUGUAUUUUAACUUAUUGCAGAUAUAUUUUUUUUUUUUUUAAAGUGUUUAAUGAUUGUUGGGGCUC
Messenger RNA from Quercus lobata, 689 nucleotides. RefSeq names its product putative invertase inhibitor. The coding region runs from base 18 to 566 and encodes 182 amino acids. Gene Ontology annotation, molecular function: enzyme inhibitor activity. The record is from RefSeq and is a predicted model, not a curated record. The transcript has a single exon. Lineage: Eukaryota; Viridiplantae; Streptophyta; Magnoliopsida; Fagales; Fagaceae.